AGCGCGGAGCCGAUGGCGGAGCCGGGCAGCUGCCACCUCAGGAUAACGGAGGACAGGGCGGAGCGAAAGGGGAGUGCUUCCGGCCACCUCAGCAGGCGCCUUCCGGUGCCGCUUCACCGCCGUGGGCGUCGCGCUCAGCAGCCGUACGCACCGGAGGCCGCGCAGGGCGAGGGAAACAACCGGCAGCAGCCACAGGGCUCUAACCUCGAGGAGGAGCAGCAGCAGAACGGGGAGUGUGAGGCGCCGCUCUCCGCCGCUGCCGCCAUGCUGAACAUCUUCCGCUCCAUCCCCACGCAGAUGGACUACAAGGGCCAAAAAUUAGCAGAACAGAUUUUUCAAGGAAUCAUUCUUGUCUCUGCAGUAAUUGGUUUCAUCUAUGGAUACAUCACUGAACAGUUUGGAUGGACUGUCUACAUAGUUAUGGCUGGAUUUGCUUUAUCAUGUUUGCUAACACUGCCUCCGUGGCCUAUGUAUCGCCGCAAUCCUCUGAAGUGGCUACCUGUCCAGGAGUCAGGAACAGAAGAAAAGAAGCAAGCAGACAGAAAGCCAAAGAGACAUGCUAAAAGCUAAAAAAUGUGGUUCUUCAUGCUGUUACUUCAUUAAUUUUUUUUAAAUGCAUUUCCACUGGGGAGAUAUCUCA
Chroicocephalus ridibundus (black-headed gull) is the source of this 640-nucleotide messenger RNA. RefSeq names its product signal peptidase complex subunit 1 (gene SPCS1). Gene Ontology annotation, cellular component: endoplasmic reticulum membrane; signal peptidase complex. The coding region runs from base 13 to 570 and encodes 185 amino acids. The record is from RefSeq and is a predicted model, not a curated record. The transcript is spliced from 4 exons. Gene Ontology annotation, biological process: protein targeting to ER. Lineage: Eukaryota; Metazoa; Chordata; Aves; Charadriiformes; Laridae.